CUAUGUCUAUGUCCCAACCAACAGCAGCAGAUCUUCGAACGAAACCCGCGUCGCGUCUCAAUUCCGCCUUCUUCACCUUCCCUGCCCCUGCCCUCUCUCUCCAUCAAACGGACAAUUCCAAUUCAAUUUACUCGCUCCCCUUUCAGAUAUAUUCUACAUCGGAGAUUUUCAUUUUCUCCUGCCGCCAUGGUACUUCAGUAGGCAGCGGUUGCGGAGCUUUUGGUUUUCUCUUUGAUUUUUAUUUUACUGUUUGUUUAAUUUUGAAGAUCUUGGAUGGAGGCAGCUGGAACGCAUCGGCAAUCGUUCGGUCAAACGGAGAUUAAUUGGGACAAGCUCGACAAAACCAAGUUCUAUAUAGUUGGAGCCGGGAUUUUUUCCGGGGUUACAGUAGCCCUCUUCCCCAUAACCGUAGUGAAAACCCGGCUACAAGUUGCCUCACACAACACCUCAGAAAGAGGUGUGUUUUCAGUUGCCAGAGGCAUCUUGAAGACCGAUGGGAUUCGUGGUUUCUACAGAGGUUUUGGCACCGUUGUCACGGGAGCAAUACCUACACGUGCUCUAUACCUCACUGCUCUAGAGACGACAAAAUCAGCCGUUCUGGAAGUGCUGGAGCCCUUCAAGCUGUCGGAACCUACACAGGCUGCUAUGGCCAAUGGGGUCGCCGGCAUGACGGCAUCUGUCUGUUCUCAAGCUGUAUUUGUCCCGGUCGAUGUGGUUAGCCAAAGGCUGAUGGUGCAAGGAUAUUCAGGCCACGCGACGUAUAAGGGCGGCGUGGAUGUCUUGCGUAAAGUUGUGAAAUCGGAAGGGAUUCGUGGAUUGUAUCGCGGAUUUGGUCUCUCCGUCGCCACCUAUUCACCAUCUAGUGGCGUUUGGUGGGCAAGUUAUGGCGCCAGCCAACGCUUCAUAUGGAGAAUAUUGGAUGAUCGCAAUGCGCCUCCAAGCGAAGCAGAACUGAUGUUAGUACAAGCUGCCGGAGGGGUAUUCGCCGGCGCUACAGCAGCAUGCAUAACAAAUCCAUUAGACACAAUCAAGACGCGGUUACAGGUAAUGAAGCACGAUACAAGACCUACCGCGAGGCAAGUAGUUAGAAAUUUGAUAGCGGAUGAUGGAUAUAGUGGAUUUUUUCGAGGGCUCGGGCCAAGAUUUUUCAGCAUGUCAGCUUGGGGAACCUCGAUGAUUCUAGCCUACGAAUAUCUGAAGCGCAUGUGCGCAAAAGGCGAAGAGGCUUGAACAACAAUGCUCGUGAAGGAUUAUUAGAGACGAACAAGGUAACCAAAAUAAAUGAAGCCAUUCUUUAGAGAUGUCGACAAACUCAGCAUAUAGAAUUUGAUUAUUUGGCAAAACAAUUGCCAUGAUUCUUUUUAACACUCUGUAUUCGUAGAAACUAUCCGAUUGUGUAAUUGUUCUAUAGAAUGUGCAAUAAUUCUAUUCUACACUCGAUAAUGUUCAGUUAUGAUCCAUAAUGUUCUCUUCAUGAUCA
Molecule: messenger RNA, 1480 nt
Organism: Andrographis paniculata
Lineage: Eukaryota; Viridiplantae; Streptophyta; Magnoliopsida; Lamiales; Acanthaceae
Exons: 6
Coding region: 274-1230 (318 amino acids)
Biological process (GO): transmembrane transport
Source: RefSeq, a predicted model, not a curated record